ACAGCUCCCGGGGCUGGGCAGACAGAGCAUCUUUCUUCCUCCUCCUCCUCCUCCUCCUCCUCCUCGGCGAGCCCCGGCCCCGGGACCGUCCCCCGCUGCCGCAGCCCGGGGAGGAAGCCGAGCGAGCCGGGAGACGGGAACCUGCCACCGAGCCCAGCCCGGCCCCCCCUCUCCUGUGCGCUGGAGCUUUUUGGGGUGGGGGGGGCCCUGAUCUCUUGAAGGGGGUGGGGGCUGUAGAGAUCUGUCCCCCCCCACCCCACCCCUCUUCCAGCUUUCCCCCCAGGAGCCCCCCCGAAAUUGGAAGGCAAGAAAUCUUCUCUGGGCAGAGGUCUGGGGGAGGGAGGGGUGGGAAGGGGGGCUCCCCCUGCUUUGGGAAGGGGAAGGAAAGCAGCAGAGUGCUUUGGGAGGGGGUGUUUGCUCCUUCACCCCCCCAUCCCCCCCCCCUUCCUCAGCCCAGCACCAGGGUGGGUUGUUUUGGUUUUUUUAAAGGAUCAUCAGUCAUUCCGCCUUUGACAGCUCUGAAUACUUGACGGGCAGCUGAGACAGCCAAAAGGACUGCUGGGGAGAAAGAGAGAGAGAGAGAAAUUGACUGCAACCCCCCGCCCCCCCCCCGCUUUCUCCAGGACCCCCACCCCCACCCCCCCAUCCACCAAUGCGUUCCCUCUUUGCAUUAGUUCUCUGGCCAGCACUGAAUCAGGGUUAACCAAGCCAGGGAGGAGGAGACCCCCACCCCCCACCCGGAGCCCUGAAUUGUUUGCAGCGCUUUGGACCCAGAGCCUGGGGUGGGGGGCGGGGGUGGGGGGGGAUCCCGGAUCCUCGCCCCCCAUACGCAGCCCACUUGCGAGCGAGAGCGCGAGGAAGCAGGACCCGGACUUGGACGGAACCGCCGGGCACCCAAUGGCACAAAGGUACGAUGACCUGGUGCAUUACCCUGCCAUGGAUGGAGUCGCUUUGCCAGGCUUCGGGGACCCUCACUCGGGUCGGAGUUUGCAGCACCACCCGCUGAGCCAGAGCUCGCCGUAUGGACCGGCCGGGGUAGCCCACCGGGCAGGCAUGCCCCCGGGGCUGGGGAAUACCGACGCCUUGAAGAGGGAGAAGGAUGAGAUCUACGGGCACCCCUUGUUCCCCUUGCUGGCCCUGGUCUUUGAGAAGUGUGAGCUGGCCACCUGCUCCCCCAGGGAUACCUCGGGCUCUUACCCCGGUGGAGACGUCUGCUCCUCCGAUUCCUUCAACGAGGACAUAGCCGUCUUUGCCAAGCAGAUUAGGACAGAAAAACCUUUAUUUUCUUCCAAUCCUGAGCUGGAUAAUUUGAUGAUUCAGUCAAUCCAGGUGCUGCGAUUCCAUCUCUUGGAAUUAGAAAAGGUACACGACCUGUGCGACAAUUUCUGCCACCGCUACAUCACCUGCCUGAAGGGGAAGAUGCCCAUCGACCUGGUGAUCGACGACCGGGACGGGGGCUCCAAAUCCGACCUGGAGGACUUCACGGGGUCCUGCGCCAGCCUCUCUGACCAGAAUAACUCCUGGAUCCGAGACCAUGACGAGACGGGGUCCACGCACUCGGGAACACCGGGGCCCUCCAGUGGGGGCAUCGCCUCGCAGAGCGGGGACAACUCCAGCGAACCAGGGGACUGCCUGGAUAACAGCGUGGCCUCCCCCAGCACUGGGGAUGACGAUGACCUGGACCGAGACAAAAAACGCAACAAGAAGCGGGGGAUCUUCCCCAAAGUAGCCACCAACAUCAUGCGGGCCUGGCUGUUCCAGCACCUGUCGCACCCGUACCCCUCGGAGGAGCAGAAGAAGCAGCUGGCACAGGACACGGGGCUCACCAUCCUGCAGGUCAAUAACUGGUUUAUUAACGCCCGGAGGCGCAUCGUCCAGCCGAUGAUCGACCAGUCCAACCGCACAGGUCAGGGGGCGCCCUACAGCCCCGACGCGCAGCCCAUCGGCGGGUACGUCAUGGACGGGCAACAGCACAUGGCCAUCCGCCCCCCAGGUCCGAUGGGCAGUAUGGGCAUCGCCAUGGGAAUGGAGGGCCAAUGGCACUAUAUGUGAGCUGCCUGCUGACGCCGACGCUGGGGGAGGUUUCCAGGAUAUGCCGGGCCCUGCCGGGCCAUUAUCCUGCCGGGCCCACGGGCACAGAACUCAUGCAGCAGCCAGGGUACAGGCACCCCCUCUCCCCCUAUCCUCCCCCUCCCCUCUUCCCGCCAGCCCGUGCCAUGGCCCCUCCUCCCCCCGCCCCCUCAUGCCCCCAGGCAGCAGCCCGCGACGCCCGCCCCCGACACCCCAGAGUUGGGGGAGGCCGCCCCAGAGCGGGGCGACCAUGGACACAGAGACCCCUGCUGCCGUCCCCGUCCCUCCCUGCCCCCCAUGGAUCCGCCCCCCUCUCCCGCCAUCCCCCCAGGAACCCCUCGUCCGAGCGGACAGAGCGGGCCGCGCUCGGGAGGAGACGAAGCCGGGCCGUCGAGCAUCGCAAGGCUCCGAGAGGCUGACGGAGAAGCCAGACUCGGGCACUUAACAGAACGUGAACCUGACCCGCCCGGCUGCCUGCCAAGGAGCUACUCGGUCGCAUUUCAGAGAAGGAUUCGGGGCUCUUUUGUGUUACUUUGGGGCUGGUUUCUUAUUUCCCUCCAUGCACGCACGCACCCCCCCCCCCACUCCCCCAACAGAAAGAAACAGCCUCUCUGUUCAGAUUUUCACCCCUCUCCACCGCCGUCGCUAAGCUCCGGAGUCUUUCGGGGCCACCGAAUCCGUCGGGUGUUUUGGUUUGGUUGGUUUUUUAAUUAUGAAUGAAUUAAUUAUUAUUGACGCGCAGAACGGGGAAGUAAAUUAACUUGUACAUUUUU
This is a messenger RNA of Caretta caretta (loggerhead turtle), 2843 nucleotides long. RefSeq names its product Meis homeobox 3 (gene MEIS3). Lineage: Eukaryota; Metazoa; Chordata; Testudines; Cheloniidae. Gene Ontology annotation, molecular function: DNA binding. The record is from RefSeq and is a predicted model, not a curated record. Gene Ontology annotation, biological process: regulation of DNA-templated transcription.